This is a messenger RNA of Neocloeon triangulifer, 2426 nucleotides long. RefSeq lists its product as uncharacterized. Bases 63 to 2351 code for a protein of 762 amino acids. Lineage: Eukaryota; Metazoa; Arthropoda; Insecta; Ephemeroptera; Baetidae. The record is from RefSeq and is a predicted model, not a curated record. The transcript is spliced from 23 exons. Gene Ontology annotation, molecular function: odorant binding.
CUCGGGGCGCACUAGUUACUCUUUGGUUUAAUUCCGCCGAAGAACAAAGCACCUUUGUCAAAAUGACCGCUUUGCAAUUAUCGCUCAUUUCAAGUGCAAUCAUCUUGAUGAUCUUGACCAUAAAUUUCUUUCCUGCGGCAAGCGGAGCCGUCCAAAUAAGAAAAGGUUCGCACAAAUCAGCAAAAACGGCAUUUCCAAACAGAAGAAAUAAGCAAAGAACGGCACUAAUUAUUUCUUGCUGUGGCGAAAAAUCCUGCACAAAUAUGACUCGAAACACUCGAGCUACAACCAUACAAACCAGAACAGAGACUACACAAAAUUCACCGCCAAUGGAAAUCUCAUCAACAUCAGAUUCAAUUAGUACUUUGCAAGAAACAAAUAUUGCAGCAGAGGUGAUUACCGAGGCGGUAAAUAACACCCUGAAUGUAUCCAGAGAAGAAUUAAUAUAUCCAAACUGUGACACUUCAACACAAUUAAAUGCAGCUGCUUUUGAUGCGGCAGGCAACCUCUUAGAUCCUGAAGAUUACGGAUUUUGGGUACAAUCUUGCGAUCAGUUGUUUUUGCUCGGAAAGACUUUGGUGGACUGGCGGGAAAACCUGGCCACGUGCCGCAAAAUUGGAAUGGAACCACUUAUGCUUGAAAGUGCGAACAAACUCGAUUGCUUCAAAUCGUUGGUUCAGGACUGGAAGUUCAGUUCCAACUACUGGAGCGCCGGCUUCAGAGUCGACAACGUUUCCGACCAAUUUUCCUGGUGCUCAAAAACCGGAGCGAUUUCUUUGAACAACUCGGAAUUAAUGCCGUGGGGCGCGAAUCAACCGGAAAACGCCAGCCUCAAACAACACUGCUUGCGACUCAAAGUUCUAAAAACGGACAAAACGUUCUUCUUAUUUGACGAAACUUGUGGAAAACCCCAAAUGCUUGGCUGCCAAGGAAAACCAACUCCUGCUCCACCUUGCGGAAGUCCGUCUUGCCCAAAUAUGACUUAUUGCUUAAGAAAUGACCAACUUUUUUCUGGCCUGGGAAUAUUGAAUAAUCCUGAUUUACACGGAAACUGGUUCUCCAUCUACGGCAGAAAUUAUAUCUUCAGCUUCCAAAAUGAUACAAAAAAUUUCACAGAAGCUUUUUAUUCUUGCUGCGGAUUAGGAAUGAAAUUACUCAGCCUUGAAUUUGACUUCAAAUAUAAAUCCGUCAUUGAAGCUUUGAAGGCGAAUAUAACGACGGAGGAUUAUUUCUGGACCUCUGGAAGUGAUCACGGCUGUGAAUCAAAGUACAGUUAUUGCAGCGUAAAGCGGAGUUUGCGAAAAGAGGCGAUUUGGGCGCCGGGACAGCCGGACAAUUGGAACAACAAUGAAAAUGGCAUAGCUGUGUCCGUCAAUUCUUCGCACGCACUCUUGUGGGAUUUUAAUGAGGAAACUAAAUUCCGAUACAUUUGUGAAGCUCGAGAUACGUCAGCAAAUAAAUCGGGCGGCACUGCUGCGAGGGACGAAUGUGCGUCCAUUUACAACAUAAGCCAGACCGAAAUUGACGGAGUUCUCAAUUUAACAAGCUACGAUGUGCGCAUCAAGUGUUUCCUCAAAUGUGUUGGUGAAAGUUCCGGCUUGAUGGUGAGUGGAAAAUUUAUUGACAAUGAAGUUUUGGCGAUUUUGGAAACCUUGGCUGGCAACGACACUGAGGGGCUGAAAAAGAACAUGGGCGAAUUGGAGGAAUGCAAAAGAUAUGCGUCUGCUGGAAUGGACGAAUGCGAUAAAGCGGCACUAAUGAUUCAGUGCGCUAACGAAAAGGAGCCUGAAGUUGUGAACAGCGUCAUAAAGGAAAUGGAUCAAGUGCUGACGGCGCAACGUGGCAAGCGGGGUGGAGGCGGCGGCGGUGGAGGAAUUCCAGUUUUAGCAGAAGCAUUUUGUUACAACUCAAGUGCCUGCCAAGUGAAUGCAACUUUAAAACAAGAAUUCGAUUCAGCAACAACCGAUUUCAACAUUACUGAUGGAACCGUGAACUUUUUGUGCGACAAAAAAUAUUUCGUCACAUCCACCAACAUGAAUUUUUCAAACGCUUUCGAUCUAUGCUGUCAGUACGGAUUAAAACUGGCGUCAAUAGAAAGCUCACAAGAGGUCGAUUGCCUUGCAAAUAUGACCGCUUCGCUUUCUGCACGCUGGACAUGGAUUGCCGGAAGCAGGAUCAACAGUACGGACAACCCUCGUUGGUGCACUUCGAACGCCACCUUCAACUUGAGCAGCUUUGCGGUGGUCCACAACAAUUCAAACACCCUUCAAGGCAGCUACGUAAUGUUGCCGUCAACAAAGGAAAUUGUGGCGACAAACGGUUCAGCACUUCAAUAUGUCCUCUGCGUUUGAAUUUUUGAAUUAAAGAGAGUGUCAUUUUUUAAUUUGUUUGCUGACUUUUGAGAGAAUUAUUAUUUUGAUUUUUAU